AUGACCGAAGCCACAUCACCACGGCCCGAUGAAUCUGUGAGUCAAGUAGGAAUAUCUGAUAGCCAAAUACAACCUCGAAGCCCGGUGCAAAGCGACGUUCAAAGUACCUUCAGUACGGAUAGUACGAUCAGUAGUAGUACCGGCCUCAGCUUUCGGCUGGGACAUGCUACAUCAUCAGCACGGUCUGCUCGAGAUAGCCAAGGGAACAGCAGUAAUUCCAUGGAAGACAAAACUAUCACGGCCACAAUAGAAUUGCUCAAGUCUGGAUGUUUACCGGGAGAUUAUCUACCCCUGAAAAUCAGCGUACAGCACACCAAAGCCAUCAAAAGUAUGCAUGGAAUUAUAAUUACGUUCUACAGACAAGGCCGAAUAGAUUCUGCGCCCCCUUUGUCACUGUUUAAAGAUAUUAAAGGGAAGGAAGCCGAUAGACUAAAGCAUGAAGAAUACUAUCCUAAAUCUAAGACCGGAUUGGGUGGCCUGUCACUAAGUUCCGCUGGAUCAACCAGCGUCUUCCGGAAGGACCUUUCACAGACAUUUGCCCCACUCAUCGUUGACCCUACAACUCUGAGUGCCCAUGUUACAGCAUCCGUCAGAGUUCCCGAAGACUGCUUUCCAACUAUAAGUAGUGUGCCUGGCCAGAUGGUGAAUUUUAAAUACCAAGUUGAAGUUGUAGUAGAUCUAGGCGGGAAGUUAGCCGGCCAACAACGACAUGUACCACGGAUUGGAACUGUUAGUCUUCCUUCCACCUAUGGAAGCACAGGAAAUAGAUCAGAAGGAAAUGCUAGCAUGCUGGCUGCCUUUGGGGGUAGCAUUGUUGACACGGAUCACAUAAGGCGAGAGAAAAGCGUGGUUGCAUGUGUUUUCGAAGUGAUUGUUGGAACUACGGAUAGCGCUCGAAACAAAGCAAGGCAUACGGGCAAACAACCAGCUGAACCUUCGAAUUCAAGGCCAGUCACACCAUCGCUGGCGCAUAACCCGAUAAAGGAGGAGCCCUUCGACCACGAGUAUAUACACCAGGAAAAUGCAAACUAUCCGAAUCAUCCUUAUCAAUAUUACGAUCCAAGUUACGAAGAACCGUAUCCAUAUGAAUUUAAUCAACAUUAUGAACAGCAUCCCGGUCAAAAUUCUAGAUACCCACCGCCUUCACAUGCUCAAAUAUAUGUACCACCACCGGAAGACGCCGGACAAGCAGAACUUAAUGAAAAAGAUCAACUCAGGAGGGCAGAACAGAGACUGCUCCCUAGUCAACCUCCUGAAGCAUCAUCAUCGUCAUCGCCGGCUGCAGCAGGGGGCAAUGUCGGGCCAUCUGCACCUCCUAAUCAAAAUGAAGAAGAUCUCUACACAGCCGAUGGUCUAACACGAAGCAGUUCCAGACCUCUUGCACCUCACUCAGUUGACAGGUCAGAUUCGCAGUUGACCGAAAUUCCAAGCAUGGGCCCCUCAGCUCCCAGCCUCUCAGACCUUACCCCACACGCCUCGAACGUCACAGAUGAUAAACAAGAACUGGAACGUCAAAGACUCCUAGCGGAAGCGAGCGCACCCUCUGAGUUUCCCGAUGUGGAAGAGGAAGGCGAGAGUAGCCAACAGGGUGGCGUGGCGUCCGCACCACAUGAUCAUGAACCUUCAGCGCUGAUAUUUCAUGAAGAAGGAUGA
Sclerotinia sclerotiorum 1980 UF-70 is the source of this 1653-nucleotide messenger RNA. RefSeq lists its product as hypothetical. Lineage: Eukaryota; Fungi; Ascomycota; Leotiomycetes; Helotiales; Sclerotiniaceae. The transcript has a single exon. The coding region runs from base 1 to 1653 and encodes 550 amino acids. The record is from RefSeq and is a predicted model, not a curated record.